Molecule: messenger RNA, 2383 nt
Organism: Polychytrium aggregatum
Lineage: Eukaryota; Fungi; Chytridiomycota; Chytridiomycetes; Polychytriales
Product: CEP76 C2 domain-containing protein
Exons: 14
Coding region: 84-2060 (658 amino acids)
Source: RefSeq, a predicted model, not a curated record
GAAGUCGGUUGGUGCGGGUCUGUUCUGGAUCGUGCUUGGGUCUGUCCGGGAUCGUUGUCGGCAUCGAUAUUGGCGCGCAGGGUAUGCAAAUGGCUCGAUAUUGCCGCCGGAUUGCGGCCGGAUUGCCGCCGGAUUGCCGCCCAGGUUGCCGCCAAGCUCGGCUGCAGUGUUGCGAGAUUGUCUCGCUGGCGGGUCUGGGCUUCGUCUUUGCAUCUGCAUUGGUCGAGCCGAUGAGUGCCUUGGACGAAUACGAGUCUGACCGCAAUAUCCAAGAGUCGAUUGCCGCAAGCGGGUUGAUCGAAGAUGUCUAUGAGCGUGUCUCCAAGGAACUGAGACAGAGCCUCUCGGACCCGGUGCGAGCCUUGGGAUCGGCAGAUGCGAUGGAGCAAGAAGCCUGCAUCGCUGUCGGUCGAGAUCAUGGCGGACGAGCAAAGGUCCCAGCGACAGCGACAAAGCCUGGGUGCCGCUAUUUGAGAAUCGAGCUUGGCCAAGGGAGAGCAUUCCUUGGGCUCGAGGAGAUCCAGGAGGAAUCGACAUGGCUCAGUCUGGAUGUGCAAUUCCGAGCACAGCGACUCUCGACAUCCCUGGUCCCGUCGACGACUGAUCCCCGCUUCAGCGAAUCGUGGAUGAUUGAGCUUCCGCAAGCCGAUUUGCAGUCGAUAUCCAGCAUUGGCGACCGGCUCCACUUUGUCGCCAUCCGAUCCGACGGACACUUCACCCGAUCUGUCAUUGGCUCAGCUGUGGUCGAGUGGCGAGAGGUGCUGGUCGCUGACAAAGUCUCUGCUUUCGCCGAGCUGAGAGAGGUUGGCAACAGCCAGCUGACGGCUGGGCUCGUCGAGCUGACCCUGGAGCUGUUCCCAAAGCCGACGCAAUUCCUGGAUCGAGAUGAGCUCGAGUUUCUGAUCAAACGGGAGGAGCGUGCCAUCACGGAUACCGCUCGUCUGUUUCACCUCUAUGCAAAGCAGUGGUGGUCAGACUUUCUGCAAAUCCGAAGCACCCAUGCGAAUCGGCUGGUCAAGAUCUUUGCACUUGAUGAACAGGGCCACCGCAGCCCAGUCACCGGAUACAUAUAUCCGAUCGAAGCCGAUUCCAUCGAGAGCCCCCGACAUGCGUUGCGCUUUGUUUCUCUGAUUCCGUACCACAAAAUCAAGCCUGUCGGUGAGCCAAAUGCCGAUAUCUGGCAGAGUCUGCACACCUUUCUGUGUGCCGGCCAUGGCGAUGCCCACGACCACAGCAUACUCCUGUGCAAUCUGCUUCUCGGGUUUUCUCUGGAUGCAUAUGUUGCAUGCGGGGUUGGACGAGACGGCACAGCAACCUGCUGGGUUGUGACGAUUGAUGUGUCUGGCGAUGUUCAUAUCUGGGACCCGCUGCGUGGGAUACGGUACAAGCCCAACGACCCGCAUCCAUAUCGCAACAUUGGCUGUCUGUUCAACGGGGAGACACUCCUUGCCAAUAUCCAGUCGUGCGACUCGGUCGACCGCUGCAGCUUCAACUUGGCGGAUCCGUCGCAGUGGAAGAUGGUUUCGGCAGAAUCUCUCCGAUCCAUGAGGAUCGCGGCGACCCCAGGAUUCGGCUUGUCGCUCCGGCCAUGUCCCUCGUCGUGGUGCUCGCGGCAGACCGAGCUCGAAAUCGCCGACCAGAUCAAGCAGUACAUAUCCGAGUUCAGGCAGGACAGGGACAUGUGUUGCAUCUGGGAUGUGCAUCUCGGCCACCUGUUGCGCCAGUGCCUGUCUGGGUACGAGCUGCAGAAGCUCUAUUUCUCCAGCGGCGGAACGGGCCAGUCCGAAUGUGAUCUCGUUGGACGGGGAUACUUUGAAGCUGGCGUUCGGCGAUCGAUCCCUGAUGGAUCGACGUUCAAGGCGUUUCCAUGCCAGUUCAAUCAUCUCGAUCCUCCAAAGCUCUUCAACGGGCUGCUCAAGGCUGCAGCAGCACGCGAUUUGAUAGCGACCCGAGCCGACAAGGUUCGCUUCGGCCUGCAGUGCAAGGUCAUUCCGUACGCCGAAACGGCUUGCUCGAUCUGGAUCAUGAUCGCCGUCAAGUACCAGUCCGUGGCACUCUAAUCCGGGUCGGUCUUGAGGCUCCGUCGAUCCUCUGUCGUCCGAGCCUCCGUCGAUCCGCUGUCGCCCGAGCCUGCACAUCGCCAGCACCACCAUUGGCUGAGCCCAUCCAACUGCACCCGUGAACAACGACAAGGUGGACACCACAGCGAUGUUGCAGGACGCUUGGUCUCGCAAUCCCGAUGGAUCGAUGAGUUGGGGGAAUGGCCCAGAGUCGACAAACGGUGCUUGCAGAAGAACCGUGGUGCUGCUGGAAUGUAUUGGGAGGUGCAAAAAUGCGGCGAUGCAACAUUGCUUCGCCGACGGCAUCGGCAUCGGCAUCGGCA